This is a messenger RNA of Cyclocybe aegerita, 843 nucleotides long. NCBI's taxonomy places the organism in Eukaryota, Fungi, Basidiomycota, Agaricomycetes, Agaricales, Hemipholiotaceae. The record is from the annotation of a GenBank genome assembly.
AUGACUACCCUUAUCACCGGUGGAACUGGAAAGACCGCGAUCAAGCUCGCCAGACUCAUCCACGCCGCCGGUCACCCCGUCUUGCUCACCUCUCGCAAGGGCGUCGCUCCCAAUCCGUUCAAAGCCGUUACCUUCGACUGGACUGACCUAACGACAUUCGAGAACCCGUUCAAAGCCGAUCCUAACAUCGACAGAAUAUACCUCAUCGCACCUAUCGUCCUUGAUGUUUUUCCUGUCGUGAAACCAUUCAUCGACCUCGCGAUUUCGAAGGGCGUGAAGAGAUUCGUACUACUUAGCGCGAGCCAGUUUAACAAGGGAGGUGUCUACGUCGGAAAAGUCCACGAGUACCUCGUCGAACGCGGCAUUGAUUAUACUGUCCUUCGCCCGACUUGGUUUAUCGAGAACUUCGGCGACUUUCAUGCCCAGAACAUUCGCGAGAACGAUGAGAUACUCUCUGUUACCAAGGACGGUCGUAUUCGGCUUGUUGGAGCGGACGACAUCGCGAAAGCUGCUUACGAUGCCUUGUUUACCACCAAGAGUCCCAACACAGACUACUUCCUCAUCGGACCAGAGUUGUAUUCCUACACAGAGGCUGCUGCUCUUCUGAGCGAGAUUCUGGGAAGGAAGAUCAACCACAGGCACUUGACGAAUGAGGAGGAGAUAGCCACCUUCCAGCAGUUCGGAAUAUCACCAGAAUACGCAACUAUGCUGAACCAUGCAGAGUCUCUGAUCGCCGAAGGGGUUGAAGAGGCGUUGGUUGGGAACAGCAAGGCGAUCACGGGGACCCAUAAGUUGCGGGACUAUUUGCUAGCGAAUAAGCAGCUUUGGAUCACGGAUAAAUAG